This is a messenger RNA of Paramecium octaurelia, 511 nucleotides long. NCBI's taxonomy places the organism in Eukaryota, Ciliophora, Oligohymenophorea, Peniculida, Parameciidae. The record is from the annotation of a GenBank genome assembly.
AAUAACAUGGAGAUGGCAUUGAAACUUGGCCAGAUAACUCCAUUUUUAAAGGUCAAUAUUCUAUGGGCAAGAAGCAUGGCCACGGGGAGUUCCAAUGGAAGGAUGGUUCUAAGUAUAUAGGAGAUUUUGACAACAAUCUGAUUCAAGGCUAUGGAGAGUACACUUGGUUUGAUGGGAGAAAGUACAUAGGGGCAUGGAAGAACAAUAAAAUGGAUGGCCAAGGAGUAUAUGAAUAUAUAAAUGAGUAAUAGAUUUUCACAUGGUUGGAUGGCAGAAGAUACAAAGGAGAGUAUAAAAAUGACAAAAAGGAUGGCUACGGAGAAUUCAAAUGGCCUGAUGGGAGAGUACUAUCAAAGUUUAUUGUUAGAUUUAUCGCGGAUAAUGGCAGAAUGGCAAAUAGCAUGGAAUAGGAGUUUACAUAGGGGAAUCGAAUGUGGAGAAACAAGGAAUUUGGGAACAAGGGAAGAGAGUUAGAUGGAUUCAUAAAGGGGAAUCUAUUAUUACUGAUUGA